Molecule: messenger RNA, 369 nt
Organism: Polyodon spathula (Mississippi paddlefish)
Lineage: Eukaryota; Metazoa; Chordata; Actinopteri; Acipenseriformes; Polyodontidae
Product: 40S ribosomal protein S14-like
Exons: 2
Coding region: 1-369 (122 amino acids)
Biological process (GO): maturation of SSU-rRNA from tricistronic rRNA transcript (SSU-rRNA, 5.8S rRNA, LSU-rRNA); ribosomal small subunit assembly; translation
Cellular component (GO): cytosolic small ribosomal subunit; ribosome
Molecular function (GO): small ribosomal subunit rRNA binding; mRNA 5'-UTR binding; structural constituent of ribosome
Source: RefSeq, a predicted model, not a curated record
AUGCCCCCAAUACAAAGAGAAGAACAGGUGAUCAUCCUGGGACCUAAGGCUGCUGAGGGCGAGAAUGUUUUCGGAACUUGCCAUAUCUUCACUUCCUUUAAUGAUACCUUCACCCAUGUCACUGACCUGUCUGGCAAGGAAACAACUCAGGAUGUGGCUCAGAGGUGCAAGGAGCUGGGCAUCACUGCCCUGCACAUCAAACUGCGCACAACUGGAGGCAACAGAACUAAGACCCCCGGACCUGGUGCACAGUCUACACUCAGAGCCCUGGCUCGUUCUGGUAUGAAGAUCGGACGAAUCGAGGAUGUCACCCCAAUCCCAUCAGACAGCGCUCACAGAAAGGGUGGCCGUUGCAGACGUCAUCUGUAA